AGGGGAGGACCCAGCGGGGCGAAGGGGGAGCCCCCGCGCGGGCUCGAGGCUGGGUCGGAAAAGCUGCCUCACGGGCGCGCCCGCCGGGCCCUCCGGUCCCUCCCUCCCUCCCUCCCAGCGCUCCCCGCCCGGGCCUCCCUUCCAGUCUCCGCUGCGCCCUCCCGGAGGCAGCGCUCGCCGCGGCCUCGCCAUGUCCCAGCCGGGCCAGAAGCCCGCCGCCUCCCCUCGGCCCCGGCGCGCUGCAGCGGCCCGCCACACCCAGGAGCAUGUCAAUGAAAAAACCAGUGGAUCACCUUCCAAGUCAGGAGAAAAGAAAGGAUCAGAUGAGAAAGCAACAAGUCUUGGGAGCAGUCAACCCUCCAGAACCCAUGCUGGCGAAACAGCCCCAGCCACCAAGGUGUCAACUUCCUUUGCUUCGACAAGCAAGUCUUACAGUAUGAAUCCCACAGAAACCAAGGCCAUUCCAGUCAGCAAACAGAUGGAAGGACCACAUUCUCCUAACAAGAAAAGACACAGAAAACAGGCUGUAAAAACAGAACCUGAAAAGAAGUCACAGUCAACUAAGCCAUCUGUGGUUCAUGAGAAAAAAACCCAAGAAGUAAAGCCAAAGGAACACACAGAGCCAAAAAGCCUACCGAAGCACACAUCAGAUGCAGGAAGCAAGGAUGCUCAUCAAGAAAAAGCAGUUUCCACAUCAAGUGAGCAGCUGAAAUCAGAGAAAUCAGCAAAACCAAAGGCUAAAUCACAGGACACGAUACCUGCUGAUGGAAAGACUGUUGUUGCUGGUGUAGCUGCAGCAUCGGGCAAACCAGAUGACAAGAAAAAAGAAAGUAAAUCGUUAACAUCGGCUGUACCAGUUGAAUCCAAACCAGAAAAACCGUCUGGAGAGUCAGGCAUAGAUGCUGCUUUGAAUGACUUAAUAGACACUUUAGGAGAACCUGAGGGUGCUGAAGAAGAUACUACAACAUAUACUGGACCCGAAGUUUUGGAUCCGAUGAGUUCUACCUUCAUAGAGGAAUUGGGUAAAAGAGAAGUCACACUCCCUCCAAAAUAUAGGGAACUUUUGGCUAAAAAAGGAGUCCCAGGGCCUCCUCCAGACUCUUUGACGCCUGUGGGGCCCGAUGAUGCCAUAGACGCCUUGGCUUCUGACUUCACCUGUAGUUCUCCUACUGCUAGUGGACAGAAAACUGAGGAAGAGAAAUCUACAGGAGAGGUUUUAAAAGCUCAGUCAGCCGGGUUUGUCAAAAGUCCUGCUCCACCCCAAGAGAAAAAAAGAAAGGUGGAAGAGGAUGCAAUAAGCGAUCAAGCACUUGAGGCUCUUUCAGCUUCGCUGGGCAGCCCGAAGCCAGACCCUGAGCCUGACUUCAGCUCCCUUAAGGAAGUUGACGAGGCAAAAGCCAAAGAAGAGAAACUAAAGAAGUGUGGUGAAGAUGACGAAACAGUCCCAUCGGAGUACAGAUUGAAACCAGCCACGGAUAAAGAUGGAAAACCACUAUUGCCAGAGUCUGAAGAAAAACCCAAGCCCCUGAGUGAAUCAGAACUCAUUGAUGAACUUUCGGAAGAUUUUGACCAGUCUAAACGCAAAGAAAAGCAAUUGAAGCCAGCUGAAAAAACAAAGGAAUCGCGGGCUGCGGCCCCGGCUCCUGUGGGAGAGGCUGUGUCUCAGACCUCCAUGUGUAGUGUACAGUCGGCACCACCCAAGCCAGCUACCGUGGUGAGUGAUCCUCUGGGCAUUGAGAAGAAGGGCACGGUGCCAGAUGAUGCUGUAGAAGCUUUGGCUGGUAGCCUGGGGAAAAAGGAGGCGGAUCCAGAAGGUGGAAAGCCUGUGGAGGAUCAAGUCAAGGAAAAAUCCAAAGAAGAGGAUCGUGAAAAACUUGGUGAAAAAGAAGAAACGAUUCCUCCUGAUUACAGAUUAGAAGAGGUCAAGGAUAAAGAUGGAAAACCACUCCUGCACAAAGACCCCAAGGAAUCACUUCCGCCCUUGAGUGAUGACUUCCUUCUUGAUGCUUUAUCUGAGGACUUCGCUGGUCCCCAGGACACUUCAUCUCUUCAAAAGCAAUUUGAAGAUGCUAAACUCUCAGCUGUCAUCUCUGAAGUGGUUUCCCAAACCCCAGCUCCAACCACCCAUGCUGCGCGUCCACCCCCUGACGCUCUGCAGAGUGACAACAAAGAACUCGAUGAUGCCUUGGAUCAACUUUCUGACAGUUUAGGGCAGAGGCAGCCUGAUCCCGAUGAGAACAAACCAGUAGAGGAUAAAGUCAAGGAAAAAGUUAAAGCUGAACAUAGAGACAAGCUGGGAGAAAGAGAUGACACGAUCCCACCUGAGUAUAGACACCUCUUGGAUAAAAAUGAUGAGGGCAAACCAGUGAAGCCACCCGAAAAGAAACCUGGGGAAUCAAAGAAAACUGCAGAUGACCAAGACCCCAUUGAUGCCCUCUCAGGGGAUUUUGACAGCUGUCCCUCAACUACAGAAAGCUCAGAGAACACAGCAAAGGACAAAGACAAGAAGAAUGCUUCCAGCUCCAAAGCACCCAAGACUGGGGGUAAAGCAAAGGAUUCCGCAAAGGCAAAGAAGGAAACUUCUAAGCCAAAAGCUGAUGAAAAAAAGACGAGUUAAAGUUCACACUAUUUGGUAUCUGCAUAUAAAAUCUUCAACUGGUGGAUGGUGACUUUUGAAGAACAAAAGGCUUUGACAACAGAACAUUUUCCUGGGUGGCUUCUAGACAGGGGUAUUUGUGGAGGCUUUUGACAUCCUAGACAUUGGUUUGGUUAUUCUUUUCCUGGAAAGAAAUUGAAUUUGUCUGGUUCACCUGUGUUAUUGUACUGAGUAUUGAUAAACUUUGGAUUUUUAAAAAUUGCCUUGGGUUGGGAGAGAAAGGAACUUUAUAUUUCUAAGAUAUAUUUGAUAGUUUCUUAAAGCAACACACACGAGAAAAGGAAAAAUCUUUGCAAACUUUUGCACAUUCUACAUAGUGCCUGUAAAUCUCAUUUGUAUUUUCAGUUUGCACUUAAAUUUUUUGUUGUCAUUAGCAUUUGAAAAACAAUGCUUUAAACAUUCUUCAGUGUUCUGAUUUCUCAUUACCCCUUUCCUCUUGGGCUUUUGAACCGUAUUUGAUGUUUCUUUGGGUUAAUGUUUGUAAGUCAAACAUUAAAUAUUGUACAUUGGGCACUUAUCGCCACUCGGGCUGCUGAUAAGAAGUUAAUAGAUAACCUGGACAGACCAGGAAGCACCACACCCCUUUUCAGGUUGAACUCUUCUUUCCCGAAGGUUGGGACUUCUUUGCACCUUAUAGCCAGCAGAAAACAUACUGAGACUUGAAUCAAGUCAGAAGAGCAAAUUGCAGACUAUUAUGUCACCGCAUAUCAAGUUCCAAGAAUUAAAUCUAAUUCUUAGGCUAUUCCUAUGGCUUGAACUGUUGGUUUACUGUGUUAAGCUGUGCUUUCCAUUCCCUCUGUAUAAACCUAAGCAGCAAUUGUUUGCUGAGAGCAAAUGCCACUUUAGUCUUUGCACUGUAUCGCAUCUGGCUUCAUGGAAGUUUACCAAAUACACACACUUCUGCUUUUAAAAAAAAAAAAAAGAUAUCUGAAAUUUAAAAAUUUGCUUUUCCCCCCACAGCAAUUUAAGGCUCCGAUUCUUGCACCUUUGAAUGGGUUCUCUGAGUGGUUUAUGAUCAUAGAACUGAUCUCAUUGAUGGGAUUUUGAAAAAUAUUUAAUUUCAUCCUUAGUUCCUAGUAGUGAAUAAAGGAACAGACCAGGUACAUAUCAUAAAACUGAUCGAGAAUUUAUUUUAGAGAGAACAGCCUUCCUUAGCAUCUGUUUCAAGUUUUUGUUAGGACUGAGCAGACUUCACUAAAAAUAUCACCAAUACUGUCUAAUGGAGGGGCAAGCAAAAAUAACAUUGCUUAUAAUGGGCAAAUUUUAUUAAUACUCUAAAAAUUCUCUUUAAAAAGCACGCGCAUAGCUAUGGGAUUUCAAACUUCCCCCACUUUCAAUGCUGUCUCUCUCGUCAGAGAUGCAGGCAUUAGCCUAUUAUUCUGAAUCUGGGAACUAUAAGCCAGUGUUUCAGAGACUAAAUAGACCUUUUCAAGGCACUACCAAGAAAAUGAAAAACACUUUUCCUGAGGGAUUUUAAAUAUGUGUCUAGUUCCAUUUGGGUAGUAUAGUUUUUUGUUGGAAAAAAAAAAAAA
Messenger RNA from Equus caballus (horse), 4188 nucleotides. RefSeq names its product calpastatin (gene CAST). NCBI's taxonomy places the organism in Eukaryota, Metazoa, Chordata, Mammalia, Perissodactyla, Equidae. Gene Ontology annotation, molecular function: calcium-dependent cysteine-type endopeptidase inhibitor activity. The record is from RefSeq and is a predicted model, not a curated record. Gene Ontology annotation, cellular component: cytoplasm.